This is a messenger RNA of Ceutorhynchus assimilis (cabbage seed weevil), 771 nucleotides long. The record is from the annotation of a GenBank genome assembly. NCBI's taxonomy places the organism in Eukaryota, Metazoa, Arthropoda, Insecta, Coleoptera, Curculionidae.
AUGGAAGAUUUGAAGGAGAACGGUCCAACAGCAAAGCUGUAUGUUCAAUAUUUUCAAAUGGUUUCUAUUUUAUUUCAAUUCAUUCAUGCUGAGAAAUGUGGCGAUUGGAAACUACAUUUGGAAUGUGUACAAAAAAUGAUUCCUGCCGGACACUUCAACUAUGCUAAAUGUUCUCACCUGUAUCUUCAAGAUAGGCAUGAAAUAUCCGCAAAAUUUAAUACCCAUAAUUAUCAUCUAUAUACCAAUAUGGGAUAUUUCACGAUACGAAGGUCCAACAAGUUCUACUCAGGUAUUUGGUCUGACAUGACAAUUGAGCAAACCUACAUGAGAAACAUUCAUUUAAGAGGAGGCUUAACGCAUGGUCGUGGAGUCAGUCCUGCUACUGCUACUACUGCACGAUGGAUAACAAGCAUCCCCCUGCAAAUAGUUCUCGAUGAACAGUUAGAAAACUUUUGCAACUUCAAGAUGGACGGAACAUCGCAUCAGCAUAAAGAUGCUGGUAAUUCGCGCAUUCAAAAGGAUGAGAAAGACGUGAAAGUUUUACUAGAAUGGCUAGAAAAUCAUCCUCCAUUUUUACAAUUAGAUAACUUGGUAUCAUUAAGUACUGGAGUAAUUGCAACCACAGAAAUUAAUUGCUACAAAGCACAAGAAAAUGGGAUUGCUCUUAUUCCUGUAGUGAUGAAAGGAACAGUGGAUCAAAUAAAAUUGAAAAAAAAAAAUAUGAAAGUAUUGCCUUUGAAAAGUGUAUUUUCUAAAAUAAGCCUGGGUUAG